CACGGAUUUCAAAAAAGUGCUCGGAAAGCUUUGAAUUAGCAAAUCCGGUGGACAGAAAUAGUUUUAAAAAAGGUGACAACUUUCUGUUGAGGUACGUACCGACCGGUACGAAGGAAGUCCAAUUACUUCGAAUUGACGCUAUUAUUCCACGUGUAGGGAACCUAUUCCGUCUAAUUCUCUUUGAAAAACUCGUGCUGUGUCUGCAUGUACACAACGUGGCAGUUCGAAAAUAAUAAUUGAAAAGUUCCUUCAGAGAAAAUCCGACCAAAUUUCGAUUUUCAUUCAUUGAGCAUUAAAACGAAUUGACAUUUCCGAAACACGUCACUAGACAACGGUUGAAAUCAGUUCGAACAGCUUGUUGUGGGGAUAGAUACUUGUGUUCGUUUUUUAAGGGACUAUUCUUGAUUCUUGUAGAACAGUUCCUUACGUAUAUUAAACAAUUAUGACAUUAACCGUAGUGCGAACAACGGUCAGUAUUCCGAAAAACUUUGCCACCUCAACUUGAGAAGCCAAUUAGUUCUGCUUUCUGUGCGGAAGCUUGACAACAUCCGCCCGUACGAAUUUUGGCAUUGACAACAUCCGCCCGUACGAAUUUGGCAUAUUCACAAUUUCAUUUUGUUCAGAAGCAAACCAAAGUUCGUAUGAACGUCGAUUGCRAACAAGUGCGUGACAUYACACCCCGRUUACAGYAUAUUCGUCUUUCGAAAUCAUAUUUUACGGUAGUCCACAAUGCCAACCAUGAAACGAGUUGUCAGCGCGCCUCAACUGCACCCACGAUUUGGGACACAGAGUUUCCAAAUGCGCGUCGAGAAGAUCAACGACCUCGGUCCCCUUCUCGAGCACAAGGAAUAUGGGACAGAAUCACCGCAGGCGGUUCGCACGCCGUCGAAUGAGUCAGAUAAAUACGGUACAGAGCCAACAGAUGACGAAGAUUACGGAUUCUACGACGCUAUCGAUGGCAACCAGGAAGAUAGCGAACGAAGCAGCACAACAAGCUCACUUCAAGAUGAAAUUCAAAAUUCAACUCCCUCCGCAGAAAUAGCUUCAGGUCGGCCUUCAAGGCGGCGGUCUAGUGGGAAAAAAUCCUCCUUAAAACAAAGAUCCUCUUAUGGAGAAGAUUUCAUUCCAUUGGAUUUCGAACGAAAAGAAUUUAAUCGGGUUUUGCCAAAGCCCGAUUUAUCACAGCGAACGCGUGUUCCUGAGGGUGMGUCGACUGAAAAGGCAAACGGAAUGAUUCGCAGCAGCAGCUCGGGACUAUUUCGAGUUGUAUCAGAACCUAUUCUGUUUCGUCCUAUUUACCAGGAGCAGUUUGAUAUUGAUGAUUUGUCUUCCAACAACGAAGGAGGGAGAUUAGAAAAUUCCGACGCUUCAAACAGCGAUGGGAAUGCGUUAGAUAAUUCUGAUUCGUCAUUCGUGGAAGGUGCGAUGAAGAAGCGUAUCUCCUUUGGCACAAUUCAAAUCAGGGAGCAUUCGGUAACCAUUGGGGAUAAUCCAUCUUGUAGCUACGGGGCGCCAAUCCAACUUGAUUGGAAGCACGAAGAUAUGGAAGAUUUGAAGGUAGAGGAUUACGAGGCCUACCGUCCGAAAACGAGAACGAAAGAUAAACUCUAUUUGAGUCACUUCAAGAGAAUGGAUUUGCUAAAACAAAGCGGUCAUUCUACCAGCGAAAUCAAAGAGUCAAGACGUAAGACAAAGAAACACCGAAAUCAACGUGAGUGGACCAAGUUUGUUGUAAUGAAUUAUCCUACGGUAUCAACUAUGGAAGACGCCAUAGAGUCGGGCAUCCGAAAGAUGAAGAGGUCGCUAUCCAAAUCCAGCUUGGGUAGCAAAGAAGAUAUACCGAGAGUUAGCAGUAAGGACGACAUGAACGUCAUCAGAGAUAAAGCACUCCUUCUGGAUAUGAUAGACAACGACGGUUCAAACGCUACUGCUCCGUUUUAGAUGACUUCCUUCUUAYUAACUUACAGCAACGACCGCUACUAAGAGGAAAAUAGAAUAAUGGUAUAGAAAGAAUAUACAUAAUAUGGAUAAGUAAGCCUAGCUUGUGCUCCUCGAUCCUUCAAUCCAGAUAAUCAAUCAAUUUUAAAGCU
Molecule: messenger RNA, 2090 nt
Organism: Pseudo-nitzschia multistriata
Lineage: Eukaryota; Bacillariophyta; Bacillariophyceae; Bacillariales; Bacillariaceae
Source: the annotation of a GenBank genome assembly